Messenger RNA from Prunus avium (sweet cherry), 1028 nucleotides. It is a transcript of the gene GB2, whose product is annotated as GTP-binding 2. Lineage: Eukaryota; Viridiplantae; Streptophyta; Magnoliopsida; Rosales; Rosaceae. The record is from RefSeq and is a predicted model, not a curated record. Gene Ontology annotation, molecular function: GTPase activity; GTP binding.
UUAAUAUUAGGCGGGCAAAGUCAGAAAUAUAGUCCGUACGUAAAACAAACUAAAACCAGCAAAGCAAAGCUAACCAAAAAGAGAAAGUUUAGAGCGAGAGAGAGAGAGAGAAAGACAGCGAGGAGAAUCAUCUUCUUCCUCCUUCUUCCUCGAUACGACAGCGUACUAACCAUGUCUUACGACUAUCUCUUCAAGUACAUCAUCAUCGGCGACACAGGUGUAGGAAAAUCAUGCUUGCUCUUGCAAUUCACGGACAAGAGGUUCCAGCCUGUGCAUGAUCUCACCAUUGGCGUCGAGUUCGGCGCUCGAAUGGUCACCAUCGACGGUCGUCCUGUCAAGCUCCAGAUUUGGGACACCGCUGGGCAAGAAUCUUUCAGAUCCAUCACUAGAUCUUACUACAGAGGAGCAGCUGGAGCACUUCUGGUUUAUGACAUAACCAGGAGAGAGACAUUUAAUCAUCUCGCAAGCUGGCUGGAGGAUGCCCGGCAGCAUGCAAAUCCCAACAUGACAAUCAUGCUCAUAGGGAACAAGUCUGACCUCGCUCAUAGAAGGGCUGUCAGUAAAGAGGAAGGAGAGCAAUUUGCAAAGGAGAAUGGGCUUUUAUUCUUGGAGGCAUCUGCAAGAACAGCUCAAAAUGUUGAGGAGGCCUUCAUAAAGACUGCUGCAAAGAUUCUUCAGAAUAUUCAGGACGGCGUGUUUGAUGUGUCUAAUGAGUCAUCUGGCAUCAAGGUUGGAUAUGGACGACCCCAAGGUCCAUCAGGCUCAAAUGGAGCUGUUGCUCAGAGAGGCGGAUGUUGCAGCUAAAUAGAACAGAAAUAGGCUCUGUAUUCAAUCCAUUUGUGCAAAUUAUCUUCAUUCUCCAACAUCUGUGCUUUGAACAUACUCUUUCAACAAUCAUGUUACUUAGUGAAAACAUUUGAAUGUAUAGAAUCUAAAGUUCUUGGAUAGAUUUGAUUUUCCUUUCAGGGAUUCGUCUCUUUUCAAUGCUGAAAUAUUUUUCAACAGUUUAUGUAGCUAUUCUUUUUGUU